AUCAUAAUAUAACGUUUUAAUUUUUCUUGUUCAUUUAUUUUAAAAUGUUUAAAUGCGAGCAAUGUUUUUUGAAAUUCGUAUACAAGUCAAAUUUGAUCGCUCACCGAAAAACACAUCUCGAAAUGUUUAAAUGUCGACAAUGUCCUUCGGAAUUCACUUUAAAACGUAAUCUAACUAGACACGAAAAAAAUCACAACGCCGAGCGUAUCCCGUGUAUUAGGUGUGGUAUUACGUUCAGUUAUAAGGCCAGUCUCAAUAAACAUUUGAAAAAUGCUCAUGGUAUGUAUUUUUGUAUCCACUUUAAAUAUUUAUUAUUAUUAUAUUUCAAAUGUUUUAUCAGGUAUAGUACAAAUCGCGCCACACGUUUUUGUACCAGACUUACAGCCUGGUCCAUCAUCCGUUCGUAAAGAUUGCGUAUCAACUGCACGAGAUAAACAAAACGUUCGCUUAUCACCCAUUCAAGAUAACGCGAGGGACGAAUUGACGAGUAACGCGAAUGAAUGCUGGGAGGUUCUAGACGACAUUGAUCUUUUCGGACAAAAUGAUCGCUUAUCACCAGAACGAGAUAACACGAUGGACGAAUUUUGGAGUAACGUGAAUGACGCUGAAUGCUUGGAAGUUCUAGACACCGUUGAGAAUCUCGGACUUUAUGAUUCUCAAGAUUCAUACACUACGCUCGUUAAUGGCAAACGUGUCUCCAGUGCAAAUACAACGUCGGCUGUUAGGCUAAAAAAAUUACGUUUAAAUCUCGUAAAGUCUUCGGGAUUUACACAAAUCUCUACAUCAUCUAAUCAUACAAUUACCUGCUUGAGGCGACAUAUAAUAUACCGAAUGUGGAAUAUUCAUCGGAAAACCGUGCUUUUAAAACAUCGGCUAAGGCGAUUUUCUGUGAUACCGGAGUACAGGAAAUUGUCGAAGAGGCAUUCGCUAAAUUAA
Metopolophium dirhodum (rose-grain aphid) is the source of this 936-nucleotide messenger RNA. RefSeq lists its product as uncharacterized. The coding region runs from base 271 to 936 and encodes 221 amino acids. NCBI's taxonomy places the organism in Eukaryota, Metazoa, Arthropoda, Insecta, Hemiptera, Aphididae. The transcript has 3 exons. The record is from RefSeq and is a predicted model, not a curated record.